Tachysurus vachellii is the source of this 1871-nucleotide messenger RNA. Its product is annotated as germ cell-specific gene 1-like protein. Lineage: Eukaryota; Metazoa; Chordata; Actinopteri; Siluriformes; Bagridae. The record is from RefSeq and is a predicted model, not a curated record. The transcript is spliced from 7 exons. Gene Ontology annotation, cellular component: plasma membrane. Bases 404 to 1453 code for a protein of 349 amino acids.
UAGUGUAAAAUCUUGUUAAUAUUUGGAUGAUUUAGAGAGCUCUGCAUGUGAUUUGCACUCAUGUGCAGUAAAAGUGUAAUCACACUGGCAGAGUGGAAACAGUACGAAUGCAAGGAAUGAAAGUCUGAGCAAAACAAGAAAAGAUUGACUAACAGAUGGAGGGAUUAAAAAAUGAGGAGAUUUGUGAAGGCAUGUAGAGAAAAUGAGUGAAAGCCUGAUAAGUGUGAGAGGCUAAAAACAUGUAGCUUGCUUCCCUGCAUGGCUAAAGGCCAUUUUUUGCUCUGCUCUUCCCAGAAAAUAGGAAACGGAGACAAAGGGUGGACUGGGAAGGGAACUAAGGGAACUAAAUUCAUUCCCAAUUGUUCAUUGUGUACUUGUUUCUGGAGAUGAACCAAAUGUGAGUAUGUUGGAGCACAUGCCUCGCCGCUCCCGUUCUCUUCUCUGCCUCUCUUUGACCUCUCUUGCGCUGGUUUUAUCUAUACUGGCCUUUUGCACCUCCUACUGGUGUGAGGGAACACAGAAAGUAGUGAAACCGCUCUGCCUCUCACCGGUUAAAUUGGAGAAAUGCAGCCAGAACAACAGCCAGCGUUUUGCAGUGGGCGCAGUGCAACCAGAGCUUCCUUCUAAUGGAACAGUAUCACAAAACCAUUCGGAAGUGCUAACUAAGACCCAACAGACACAGCUGGCUAAUGCUGUGCAGUACAUUUGGGAAACAGGAGAGGAUAAAUACAUGUUUCGCUACUUCCACGCAGGAUUCUGGAAAUCUUGUGAGAAACAUGCUGAUGGGGAGCGAUGUCGCAGGUUUUUAGAUCUGACUCCUGAAGAUACACAUGGUGUUCUCUGGUUGUCUAUGAUAUCUGAGUUCAUAUACAUCGGUCUGUUGGGGACAGGCUUUCUGUUGAUGUGGUUGGAGGUUCUUUGUUUGAAUAAAGAAAUGCAUGCACUCAAAAUCAACGCAUUUGCAGCCUUAUGCACUGUGCUUUCAGGCCUAACUGGGAUGAUGGCCCACAUGAUGUACACCACAGUUUUCCAGGUGACUGUAAUUAUAGGACCCAAAGCCUGGAGACCUCAGACCUGGGACUAUGGCUGGUCUUUUGCCAUGGCCUGGGUGUCUUUUAGCUGCUGUAUGGGUGCUGCUGUACUCACCUUCAACUCCUACACCAAGACUAUCAUUGAGAUUCACCGUCGAAAGAGACUACACCUGGAGGAAACAUGCGCAGCUCCUUCCUAUGAGGAGGUGGUUUCAGGAGGUGGAAUCUACUCUGUCAGUGGCCUACAGCAGCCUUUUGUUGUGAUUGAUAGUGUGUGGCUAGAGCAUGAGAGUAUGGAAAUGAAGGCAGAAGUAGUGCUGAUAGAAGGAUGCAAACCUGAGGAGUGUGAGGACUGCGAGAGGGAGAUGGAUUACAUGGAAGAGGCCAUAGACAGUGAGGGAACAGACUCACAGUGCUAUUGAAACUUAAGUGAAAUUCUAAUGCUGAGGGUCUCUGUAUGCAGAAGGCUUGAUAAAUGGAAUGAUGUUUGAGUCUGGACACAGAGUUCCCUUUUAAAUGAAAUGUGAUUAGAUAUUGAGUGGAUUAAACUCGGAUGGGAUAAAAGCAAAAAGCAUUAAUUUCAGAAUGUAUUUGCUGUUAUUUUUCUAGAACUGCUCUUGAUCUGUAGUAGACAUAUUCCCAUGUGUUCAUUUUUUACAUGUGGGGUGCGUGGUGUGAUUUUCCACAGCUGAAUGAUUUUCUUUGCACAUGUGAUUACAUUAUUACAUAAACCAUUCAUAUGUGUUUAUGUGAUAAUCUAUCACAUAUUUCCACAUUUAAUCACAAAUUACUCAGACAAUCAAAUGUGGAAACAUGAUCACAGAGAGUUCUCUGGUAUGA